Oryzias latipes (Japanese medaka) is the source of this 2466-nucleotide messenger RNA. RefSeq names its product cytochrome P450 2K1. Gene Ontology annotation, cellular component: intracellular membrane-bounded organelle; cytoplasm. NCBI's taxonomy places the organism in Eukaryota, Metazoa, Chordata, Actinopteri, Beloniformes, Adrianichthyidae. Gene Ontology annotation, molecular function: oxidoreductase activity, acting on paired donors, with incorporation or reduction of molecular oxygen, reduced flavin or flavoprotein as one donor, and incorporation of one atom of oxygen; iron ion binding; heme binding. Gene Ontology annotation, biological process: xenobiotic metabolic process. The record is from RefSeq and is a predicted model, not a curated record.
UGCUGCUUUAUAUGUCAGCAGCAGCCCAUUCAGAUCAUUGCAUCUACAGCAUCUAGAAGACGCUGUAUGUUUCAAAAAACAUGCAGAUCUUAGAUUUUUUCCAAUCUUAUUCUUCGGUUUCCCUGGUGGGAAUUCUGGCCGUCUUGGUCCUUUAUUUCAUUUCUCAAUUCAUCUUUAAUUCGGAGCAGCAUGGACAGGAGCCACCCGGACCUAGACCACUUCCUAUUAUUGGCAAUUUGAUGCAGAUUGACCUGAAAAGACCUUAUAAAACUUUGGAGGAGUUCUCCAAGACAUAUGGACCUGUGUUCACCGUGUUCUUUGGAGGCGAAAAAGUUGUUGUCCUGGCAGGCUACAAGACAGUAAAAAAUGCACUUGUUAACCAUGACGAAGAGUUUGGAGAAAGAGCGAUACCUCCAAUAAUCCAAGAACUAAACAAAGGACUUGGGGUUUUAUGGUCAAACGGGGACAUCUGGAGAGACAUCCGGCGUUUUGCUUUGACCAACCUGCGAGACUUUGGCAUGGGCAAAAAAGCAUGUGAAGAUAAAAUUACAGAGGAGUGUCAGUAUCUUUUAGAAGUUUUUAAGAAAUUCAAAGGAAAUGCUUUUGACACAACUAAGCCACUGAACUAUGCAGUUUCCAACAUUAUUUGCUCAAUGGUGUACGGCAGCAGGUUUGAAUAUGAUGAUCCAAAGUUCACAUCGAUGGUGGAUCGUACAAACCGAAACAUUCAACUCAGUGGCUCUCCCACUCUCCAGGCUUACAACAUGGUGCCGUGGCUCUUCAAGUGGGUUGCAAGCCGGAGGGAAGUCCAUGAGUGUGCGGCCGCCAACAGGAAACAGAACCAGAGCAUUUUCAGUCAUUUGAAAGAAACCCUGAACCCUCAGAUGUGCAGAGGCUUUGUGGAUGCGUUUUUAGUCAAAGGGCAAACCCUUGAGAAAUCUGGGGUCACCAACAGCGCCUUCAAUGAUGAAAACCUUUUGAUGACAGUCAUCCAUUUGUUUGCUGCUGGUACUGAAACAACGUCAACAACACUGAGGUGGGGUCUUCUGCUAAUGGCUAAGUACCCAAAAAUACAAGACCAGGUGCAGGACGAGUUGAGAAGGGUCAUUGGGGAUCGUAUGGUUCAGGUUUCUGAUAGGAAGAACCUGCCUUUUACUGACGCCGUCAUUCACGAGAUCCAGAGAUUGGCCAGCAUCGUCCCCACAGCUCUACCUCAUAAAACCUCCAAGGACGUCACUUUUCAAGGCUACUUCAUUAAGAAGGGAACAACUGUGUUCCCACUCCUAACGUCUGUCCUGCAUGAUGCCAAUGAAUGGGAAAAGCCACACACCUUUUAUCCCGCUCACUUCCUGGACAAAGAUGGAAAAUUUGUGAAGCGGGAGGCCUUCAUUCCAUUUUCUGCAGGUCGCAGGAUUUGUCUUGGAGAAAGUCUGGCCAGGAUGGAGCUCUUCAUGUUCUUCACCACCCUCCUGCAAAAUUUCUGUUUCACUCCGCCACCUGGAGUUUCAAAAGAGGAAUUGUCUCUGACUCCAUGUGGAGGCAUAACUGUUGGCCCUGUGCCUCAUAAACUGUGUGCUGUUCCCUGCUCAGAAUAGGAUGCAUGGCAAUUGCAAAAUCCCUUUUUAUGGUCUAAAUAAAAAAAUGUCACUGUAAAAAAAGCUUUUACAUAUACAGUUGUCCCUUGCUACGACUUCAUCUUUCGUCAUCUGCAAACAUUUUUUAAAUUAACGAUAAGUACUUUGUGGAUUUUGUCUAUUACAUGUUACUUUUAGAACACAACUCCUGCAAUAAAUGAGGGACAACUGUAAAAUCUUACAAAAAAAGAAUUUUAAGCCCAAAUCAUCACACUAUUACCAACAUGUUUGACUGUUGGUUUGCAGUAAUUGUACACAAAUUUAUUUUUUCGGACCUGUAGCUAUUUUCAUCUUUUCCAUGAAUUACUUUGGACCCUACUGUACUAAGUCUCCUUAUUCAUGAAUGACGGCUCUCAUUGUGUUUCUCUGGAGUCCAGAAGCCACUGAAAUUGACUAAUGAACUUUUUUGGAUGGCAGUACUGUUGAUUUUAAGAACUUCCAUUGAGGUCUAUAUGUUCAGACAGCUUCUAAAGAAGUGUCUCCUUUUUUCAUUUGACCGGCAGUUAUCAGGCCUGAAUGUAAAAAACAAAAAAAACAAAAUGAAAACUGUGUUUAGCAUCUCUAACAGUCUAAUUAAUGGCUGGUCAUUAGAUUUGUCACUGCUGGAUUUUACAUAUGGUCACUGUGCAAACAUAUACUAUGUAAAUCUUCAUUCUAUAUGUUCUAUGUUUAAUGUUAAAAUGGUUCAACGGUCAGAACAAUUUAUGUAUAGCAAAUAUUUUAACACAAUAUUAUCAAUAGUGACAUUUGAAGAAUCGUGAGUGUGAAAUUUCAAUGUCUGUUUAUUACAUUUAUCAUAAAAGAGACUAAAGUAAAUUGUUUUGCAAACACA